AUGGAGCUAGCCAAAAUUUUCCUAUUUUUUUUUUUUUUAAAUGUAAGCAUGUUUGUGUGUAGUGCAGCGAAAUAUGAAGACAGUGAGGUAGGCCAAUCUACAAUGGAAAAUGAAAAUGUGGUGAAUGAAAAUGUGGUGAAUGAAAAUGCGGAAAAUGAAAAUGUGGUGAAUGAAAAUGUGGUGAAUGAAAAUGCGGAAAAUGAAAAUGUGGUGAAUGAAAAUGCGGAAAAUGAAAAUGUGGUGAAUGAAGGCGUGAUGAAUGAAGGCGUGAUGAACGUUUUAAAGUCAGCUAGUUUAGAAGAAAAUACAAAAACAGAAAAAAACAUUUUAUAUGAUUUGUCUUAUUAUAUGAAUUUUUUAAAAAUUAUAAGUGGUAUAAAUUCUCAGCAAAUGGAAUAUGAAGGAAUUAUAAAUAUCGAUAAUACAAAAAGGAAGGAGAAGAAUAUAAAAAAUGUUAAUAUAAUUUAUUCAUCAAAAAAAAAAUAUAAAAAUAAUGUAGAUGAUAUAAAAAAAAAUAUGAAUAAGUUUGUAUUUUCUUAA
This is a messenger RNA of Plasmodium yoelii, 540 nucleotides long. Its product is annotated as conserved Plasmodium protein, unknown function. The transcript has a single exon. The coding region runs from base 1 to 540 and encodes 179 amino acids. NCBI's taxonomy places the organism in Eukaryota, Apicomplexa, Aconoidasida, Haemosporida, Plasmodiidae. The record is from RefSeq and is a predicted model, not a curated record.